Salvelinus sp. IW2-2015 is the source of this 2792-nucleotide messenger RNA. RefSeq names its product lysyl oxidase homolog 2A-like. Gene Ontology annotation, biological process: sprouting angiogenesis; collagen fibril organization; peptidyl-lysine oxidation. Gene Ontology annotation, molecular function: protein-lysine 6-oxidase activity; copper ion binding. Gene Ontology annotation, cellular component: membrane. Lineage: Eukaryota; Metazoa; Chordata; Actinopteri; Salmoniformes; Salmonidae. The record is from RefSeq and is a predicted model, not a curated record.
GGAAGGAUGCCCGAAGACGUCAUGACUGCAGGACUCUGCUUCCAUUGAUAGGCAUAUUACUGGAGGAGGAGAAAGUUUCGAGGAAUCACUGAAUUGAAGGUGGUUAUAGGACUGCGGCCGACCUGCUGAGGUGGGAGGCUGGAAAACAUACUCGAUAAAGUGAUCAAAUCACUGCUGCAGCAUAGACAUUCGAUUGAAACGCUGCUCCUUUUGGCGCGAGUGCGUCUUCUGAUUUUCUUCAAUUUACACACAGUGCGGUGAGUUCCCUGCCCUUUCCGAACCAUGCCGUCUCGGUGCCCUCUCCUGUGUCACCUAGCCAUGCUACUCUGUGUGUGGGCACUAUGCCAGGCCCAGUCAGACACCGAGCUUCCCCCUGGCACCCCCAUCAUCCAGCUGCGUCUGGCAGGGGACAAACGCAAGCACUACGAGGGCCGGGUGGAGGUCUACUACAAUGGCGAGUGGGGCACGGUGUGCGACGACGACUUCUCUAUCCAUGCGGCCAACAUAUUGUGCAGAGAGCUGGGCUACGUGGAGGCCGUGUCCUGGUCCCCGUCCUCCAAGUACGGCAAGGGAGAAGGUCGGAUCUGGCUGGACAAUGUCCACUGUUCAGGGCGGGAGAGAACACUGGCCCAGUGUAAGUCCAAUGGCUUCGGAGUGUCCGACUGCAAACACUCUGAGGACGUGGGAGUGGUGUGUAACCAGAGACGCAUCCCCGGCUUCAAGUUCAUCAGUAGCUUCACCAACAGUGUGGAGAGUCUGAAUGUCCAGCUAGAAGAGGUGCGUAUCCGGGCUAUCUCCUCCCAGCGUAAAAGGGUCCCCAUCACAGAGGGCUACCUGGAGGUGAAGGACGGGGGGAAGUGGAGACAGAUCUGUGACGAAGAGUGGACAGAGAUGAACAACAGGGUCAUCUGUGGGAUGUACGGCUUUCCUGGAGAGAAAGGAUACAACACUAAAGUCUACAAGCUGCUGGCCAAGCGGAGGAAGAAGAACUACUGGGACUUCGGGGUGAACUGCACGGGGAACGAGGCCAGCCUGCAUGGCUGUAAGUUGGGCCGCAAGGUGGAGCUGAAGGGGAACGCCACCUGUGAGAAGGGGAUGCCUGUGGUGGUGAGCUGUGUCCCAGGACGGGCAUUUGCUCCCAGCCACGCCCAGGGCUUCAGCAAGGCCUACAGGGUGGAGCAACCCCUGGUGCGUCUGAGAGGUGGGGCCAACAUAGGAGACGGGCGAGUGGAGGUGCUGAAGAACGGCGAAUGGGGCACCGUCUGUGAUGACAGCUGGAACCUAAAGGCAGCGUCCGUGGUGUGUCGAGAACUGGGCUUCGGGAGUGCAAAGAUGGCCCUCGCUGGAGGCAGGCUGGGACAAGGAAUGGGCCCAGUCCAUAUGAAUGAGGUGGAGUGCUCUGGCUUUGAGAAGUCCCUCACAGAGUGUUACUUCAACAGAGAUGCCCUGGGCUGCAGUCAUGAGGAGGACGCUGCAGUUAGAUGUAAUGUUCCUGCCAUGGGCUUCCAGAACAAACUGCGUCUGAGCGGUGGGCGGAACCCGUUUGAGGGGCGUGUGGAGGUGCUGGCGGAGAAGAAUGACUCGCUGGUGUGGGGCACAGUGUGUAGUGAUAGCUGGGGCACCAUGGAGGCCACGGUCGUGUGCAGGCAGUUGGGCCUUGGGUUCGCCAGCAACGCCUUCCAGGAGACGUGGUACUGGCCGGGAGACGUGAGGGCUGAUGAUGUGGUGAUGAGCGGGGUCAGGUGCUCAGGAACGGAGAUGACCUUGGCCCAAUGCCUCCAUCACGGGAAACACCUCCACUGCCCUCAAGGGGGAGGGCGCUUCGCUGCUGGUGUAUCCUGCUCCGAGUCGGCCCCAGACUUGGUUCUCAACGCUCAGGUGGUGGAACACACCACAUACCUGGAGGACCGGCCAAUGUACAUACUGCAGUGUGCCAACGAGGAGCACUGUCUGUCCAGCAGCGCUGCCAUCGCCACACCCUCCUCCUACCGUCGCCUGAUGCGCUUCUCCUCCCAAAUCCACAACAACGGACAGUCCGACUUCCGCCCCAGGGCUGCACACAACUCCUGGGUCUGGCACGACUGCCACAGACACUACCACAGCAUGGAGGUGUUCACCCACUAUGACCUGCUGAGCCUCAAUGGCACCAAGGUAGCAGAGGGACACAAGGCCAGUUUCUGUCUGGAGGACACCCAAUGUGAAGAGGGUAUUGAGAAGAGGUACGAGUGUGCUAACUUCGGGCAGCAGGGCAUCACUGUUGGCUGCUGGGAUACAUACAGACACGACAUCGACUGUCAGUGGAUAGACGUGACAGACGUCGUUCCAGGAGACUACAUCUUCCAGGUUGUAAUCAACCCCAACUAUGAGGUGGCAGAGUCCGACUACACCAACAACAUUAUGAAGUGCAGGUGUCGAUAUGAUGGCCACCGGAUAUGGACGUACAACUGUCAUAUAGGUGGCUCAGUGAGUUCUGAGUCAAAGGAAUCCUCUUUCCCUGGUCUCUUGAAUAACCAGCUGGGACACAGGUAGAGUGGAUGGACUCAAUAGAAAGAUCGGGAGGAACAUUUUAUUUCGCGAAACUGAUGAGAAUGACCAGCAAGACUUGUGACAUUAUCAACCACUAGAGGGAGAGCUGUACUGUGUUCCCUCCCUAUUGGUGCUGGAUGAAAAUGUAAAAGCCUUUCUCACCUCAAUACCAACAUUUGAUAUAAGGACAUUUCAGACAAAGAAAAACCUGUUUUAAAGAUCCAGCUUGACAAAGCACCGGUCUUUACUGAUCUCACUAAUUUCCU